Messenger RNA from Juglans regia (Persian walnut), 1075 nucleotides. Its product is annotated as syntaxin-121-like. Bases 333 to 728 code for a protein of 131 amino acids. NCBI's taxonomy places the organism in Eukaryota, Viridiplantae, Streptophyta, Magnoliopsida, Fagales, Juglandaceae. Gene Ontology annotation, biological process: vesicle-mediated transport. The record is from RefSeq and is a predicted model, not a curated record. Gene Ontology annotation, cellular component: membrane. The transcript has a single exon.
CUGCUUCACUCGGUGGAGACCCUUUCCCCCUCCAGCUAUAUAUCUUUAAGCUCCCUACCCUCUCCUAUGUUUCCUCUUCCUCUUCUCCUUCCCUUCCCUUGUACGAAAGACAUAAAUAUGCGUUAAACCCUCUCCUUUAUUUCCUCCCUAUCUGCCUCUAAACUGCUUCAACCCAGAUAGUACGUAGUUGCUAUUAACCUGCUAAACCGGUAGACCCCAUUUCAGCAGCAAGCCCCGGCGGCCUUCUGCAGUACUCUUAAAUUUGUAGCACCCUCUUUUCAACUUUUGCUUAUCAUCCCGGACUUAGUUUUUCUCUCUACCAGCGAAAAAAUAUGAACAGCCUCUUCUCCAGCUCCAUCUCUCGCUUACAAGGCGAGGAAGCCUCGGCGGACUACCACCUGAUCAACGUGGACAAGCUCUUCGAGGAUGUCGAUUCCGUGAGGAACGAGCUAAAAGAGCUGGAUCGCCUCAGCCAAGCCCUGCCCAGCGCCCACGAGCAGAGCCAGACCCUCCGCGACGCCAAAGACAUCAAGGACCUCCGAUCCCGCAUGGAUGCCGACGUCGCUCUUGCCCUUCAGAAGGCAAAGCUCAUCAAGGUCAUGCUCGAGACCAAGCUCAUCAAGGUCCAGCUCGACAAAUUCAACCGCAAGCCUCACUAUUUCGUGAUGUUUUUGGGACUUGUACUGCCUAUCUUCUUGAUAUAUGUUGUCUUUCCGAACCUCCCGUAGGAAAACAAUAACAGCAAGAGCCCCAGCCCUCCUGCUGUGUAGGAAGGAUUGCCAUCUUCAUUCUUCAAUGCUCUUUACGACUAUACGCCGUGGAAAAAAAUUAUGUGACGUGCACAACAAGAAUAAUUAAUAGAUGUGCAAGAAUAAAAUAUUCUGUUUUCGUUCAUUCUGAUCGCAGAUAAUUUAUCAUAAAUAUUAUUUCUUGUAGUGGUGCAUAUAUUUAUAUUAUUUAAUAGCAUUUUGUUGGAAUAAUCCGAUACAAUUCUGGAAUUAAUAUCUUCGAUCUAAAGAGUUUGUAAUCGGUUGAAAUCUAUUAACUAAUAAAGUUGUUGAGAAUUCUUUUCAAA